AUGUCUCAAUCCAUCUUUCUCCAUACUCUCGUGGCGCUCAGUGCCCUCACCUCCGUCCACGGCGCGAAUUCUCCGGGCUGCGGCAAGAACCCUUCCCUUGCCAAUGGCGUCCACCAAAUAAACGGCCGCGAGUACACCCUCAAAGUCCCCGAUAACUACGAUGCAAACAACCCGUAUCACCUGGUUUUCGGACUCCACUGGCGCGGUGGGAACAUGAACAAUGUUGUCAACGGCGAAAGCAUCCAACCCUGGUACGGCCUCGAAGCACGCGCGCAGGGUAGUGCAAUCUUCGUGGCCCCUAAUGGUCUGAACGCCGGCUGGACUAAUAAUAACGGCGAGGACGUGGCCUUCAUCGACGCCAUCAUCGAACAAGUUGAGGGUGAGCUCUGUGUGGACCAGAGCUCUCGCUUCUCGACAGGUUUCUCCUGGGGUGGUGGAAUGAGUUAUUCCCUUGCUUGCUCGCGGGCUAAGGAGUUUAAGGCUGUUAGCGUCUUGAGCGGUGGCGUGAUUAGUGGAUGUGAAGGGGGCAAUGAUCCUAUUGCGUAUCUAGGGAUCCAUGGCAUCAAUGAUCCCGUUCUUCCUUUCGAUGGAGGUGUGCAGCUGGCGAAUAAGUUUGUGGGGAACAAUGGCUGCCAGCCAAAGGACAUCAAAAAGCCUGGGUCUGGGAGUCAGGGCUCCGAACGAACAGACUUCGAUGGCUGCUCUAGGCCAGUUUCUUUCAUUGCUUAUGAUGGUGGACAUGAUGGUGCGCCACUUGGAGUGCAGAGCUCGCUGGCCCCUGAUGCCACCUGGGAGUUCUUUAUGGCGGCAUAA
Aspergillus melleus is the source of this 813-nucleotide messenger RNA. RefSeq names its product alpha/beta hydrolase family esterase. Gene Ontology annotation, molecular function: feruloyl esterase activity. The record is from RefSeq and is a predicted model, not a curated record. The transcript has a single exon. Lineage: Eukaryota; Fungi; Ascomycota; Eurotiomycetes; Eurotiales; Aspergillaceae. The coding region runs from base 1 to 813 and encodes 270 amino acids.